This is a messenger RNA of Oppiella nova, 613 nucleotides long. NCBI's taxonomy places the organism in Eukaryota, Metazoa, Arthropoda, Arachnida, Sarcoptiformes, Oppiidae. The record is from the annotation of a GenBank genome assembly.
GUUGUCUUCUAGUUCUGUAGUCAGCCAACAGUCUGUCUCUACUUAUCUGUCAAACAGUAUUAAAGGCAAUGAAACGACAAUUGGGUCCGAGAUUUGUCUCAUGUCUGACCACGAGUUCGAUGGAUGCAAUGGUCAGGCGAAUGAGCCCUGGCUUAUAGACUUACAGCAACUGAAACUCGGAAAAGUGAUCGGAAUGGGGUGUUAUGGGGAGGUCCUGAAGGCCACACUUACACACUGUGCCGGACUCAAGGAGGAAGUGGUGGCCGUAAAGCGCAUUAAAACCGUCCCUUCCGACAGUCAAUUACGAGAUAUGAAGCGUGAGAUUGAAAUCAUGAAGAAAUUGAGUCAUAAGAAUAUCGUCGAAAUUAAAGGAUUUGUUGAGGACUUAACGGAUGCGCAGACAAUGUUAGUCAUGGAGUACGUAGAGUUGGGUUCAUUAGUGGCUUAUUUGCGUGGAAACCGGUCCAAUAAAACGGUUAUACCUUUAGCCAAGUUUGCGAUUGACAUAAACCUUGGGAUGGAGUACUUGGAGAGCAAGUCUAUAGUGCACAGGGAUCUGGCGGCCCGUAAUAUUCUAGUUGGCUCUGAGACUCAGGUCAAGAUCUCUGACUUC